AUGGGAAAGCAAUACUAUGCCGCACUUUUCAUUCAGGCCUCUGUUCCACUAAUGGAUAUUUUCAUUUCUUUCAGCACCUUAGACUGGUUAGGACGCACUAAUUUGUCCCACUUCUUAAUGAUUCUUUGGUAUAGGGAAAUUUUCGAUAUGGUCAUAAAUUUCUUAUUGUCAAUAGUCAUGAUCAUAUACAGAUUCUAUCAAAAGGAUAUAGUUGCAAAUAUUAUUGUCAGAGGCAUAUAUGGCGCUAUUUUUAUUAAUGUAGUCUUAUUACUACCAUUUGUUAUAUCUCCUAAUUCAUAUUUCCAUAGGUAUAAACAAGAGUUUUACACGAAUCAUUCCCAGCCAUUUUACAGAUCAUUAGUCCAACAAUUCAAGUGCUGCGGAUUCCUUGAACCAAGAGAGAUUAAAGACCAAAACUGCAGAUCCUACAAUCGAGCAUGCGUUCCUGCUAUCUCCAAAGCUAUCUUUCCAUGCAUAAGAUCAAAAAUAAUUUUAUUGAUCAUUAUCAGUGGUCUUCAGUUAGUGGCAUGCUUCCUUAUAAUGUCAGUUCAGAACAGUGGUGAGGGAAUUGAAGCAUCAGAAGAAGAAGAAAACGAGAAAACUCCAUUGAUCAGUGCCAAAGACCAAAAGCAGCAGCAACAAUAA
This is a messenger RNA of Trichomonas vaginalis G3, 645 nucleotides long. RefSeq lists its product as uncharacterized. The record is from RefSeq and is a predicted model, not a curated record. NCBI's taxonomy places the organism in Eukaryota, Parabasalia, Trichomonadida, Trichomonadidae. Bases 1 to 645 code for a protein of 214 amino acids. The transcript has a single exon.